AUGGGGAUUCUGGCUGACGACGUGGUUUUGAUACAACAAGGCAGUAAUCCCGAUGAUCCCACCGUCGUCACUGUCAAUUGCCCUGACAAGUCUGGCCUUGGAUGCGAUCUCUGCAGAAUAAUUCUUGAGUUUGGGCUACACAUUACUCGCGCAGAUUUUCAAACGGAUGGAAAGUGGUGUUACAUAGUAUUCUGGGUGGUUCAACAUUCAAGUUUGCUUAGAAUUGAUUGGAAUAGCUUGAAAAACCGGCUCUUGAGUGUGUCUCCUCCAUGUUUGACCCCAUUUUAUUAUGAUCAGAAAUUGAAUGGUUCCUCGGCUGCUCCUUCGAUAUAUUUGUUGAAGUUUUGCUGUGUUGACCGGAAAGGAUUAUUACAUGAUGUUACUGAAGUUCUAACUGAGCUUGAAUUUACGAUUCAAAGACUAAAAGUGAUGACAACACCAGAUGAGAAAGUUGUGGACUUGUUCUUCAUUACAGAUGGCAGGGAGCUCUUACACAUGAAAAAAAGGCGAGAUGACACAUGUGGAUAUUUGUGUGAUGUAUUCAAAGAGCAUUGUAUCAGCUGUGAACUUCAAUUGGCAGGUCCUGAAUGUGAAAAUCAGCAGACGUUUUCUUCCCUCCCAUUGGCAGUUGCAGAAGAAUUGUUUAGCUGUGAGCUGUCAGAAAAGGAAUCCUGUACACAAGCACUUGGGACGGCUACAGCAACACCAAAGAAGGCCAUCAUCACAGUGGAUAAUCUAUUGAGCCCAGCUCAUACAUUACUUCAAAUACAAUGUGUUGAUCAAAAAGGUCUAUUUUAUGACAUAUUGAGGACUUCAAAGGACUUAAAUAUCGUGGUUGCUUAUGUUAGAUUUUUGUCUAGCGUAAAAGGAUACCGUAGCAUGGAUCUAUUUAUUCGGCAAACAGACGGGAAGAAGAUUGUGAAUCCGAAGCUUCAGUCCAAUUUUUGUUCUCGAUUGAAGGAGGAGAUGCUUCAUCCAUUGCGAGUGAUCAUUACCAACAGAGGACCAGAUACUGAACUCUUAGUUGCUAACCCUGUUGAGUUAUGUGGCAAAGGAAGACCACGUGUAUUUUAUGAUGUUACAUUAGCUCUGAAAAAGCUGGGAAUAUGCAUUUUUUCGGCUGAAAUUGGAAGGCACUCAACUCAGGAUCGCCAGUGGGAAGUCUACAGAUUCCUCUUGGAUGAAAAUUGUGAAUAUCCAUUAGCAAAUGUUCAAGCCAGAAAACAAAUAGUGGACAGAAUUAGAAGAACAUUAAUGGGCUGCGAGGGUGGCAUUGUUCAUAUUCAUCGUGGAAGUAACCAAAGCUCUGAUUUCUUGGCUGGGGUUGGGGCUCAUGGUGAUGGGGAUACAAGUACAUGGCAGCAUGCUCCUCCAGCUCCUGUUUACAAUUUCUCUGACAUGAGUCUGUAUAGAAGCCAGAGGCCACCACAAGGAGCAAAAAGGUUUCGUAUGAAUCCAUCUUAUCAUGAUGCACCUUAUUCUAGGGAUCAUCUGAGUUUCCGAGUUUCUGUAGUGCUUGGUUGCUCUUCACAGUGGUUAUCCAUAUUGCUGCUGGAUGCAACUCAGAGACUAUUUGUUGGACACCUUGCUAGCCAUUGCCCCAAUGAUCCAAUCUGCCAUACGUGUGGUAAGAUGGGCCACCUUGCUCAUGAGUGCUGUGAACCUGAUUUUCCGGUUCAUGAUGCAAGUCUCUGCUGCUAUAAGCCAGGUCACAUUGCUGUUGACUACAGAAAUGAGAAGUCUUGCAAUAAUUUUCGAAAAACUGGUCAUCUUGCUCGUGAUUGCCCUAAUGAACCAUUUUGCUGCAUUUGCAAUGCAUCAGGUCAUGUAGCCCAUCAAUGUCCCAAGUCAAGAUUGGCAGUAGAGAUAGGAAACCGCUUUAAUGACUAUCUUUGCUGCAAUUGUGGACAGCAAGGCCAUCUCAGCCAGGAUUGCAUGGCUAUUAUCAUCUGCAACAAUUGUGCUGGGAGAGGCCACCAAGCACGCAAGUGCACUUCUGCUCCAAUGUAUCACUGUGGCCCAUGGAUUUAUUGA
Messenger RNA from Dovyalis caffra, 2034 nucleotides. NCBI's taxonomy places the organism in Eukaryota, Viridiplantae, Streptophyta, Magnoliopsida, Malpighiales, Salicaceae. The record is from the annotation of a GenBank genome assembly.